UGCAUUCCAUUACCAUGACAACAGAAAAGGGAUUGCCCAUGGAGAUGAAGAGUACCAUGGAGGGUGAUGUCAGGAGGACCAAUCAGGAUCAUGACAGUAAGACGUCAGAUGACCAUCAUGGGGACAUGGAUGACAGCUCGGAGAAGACCCCCAGCAAAGCAUCAAAAUCCCCCCAGAAAACAUCCAAACGCCCCAAAACCAUUCCUGUCAAAAUCACCCUACUUGACGGCUCAGAGUAUGAAACUGGAGUAGAGAAAUUUGCCAGGGGGCAGUCCGUGCUGGACAUGGUGUGUGGCCAUCUGAACCUGCUGGAGAGGGACUACUUUGGCCUGACGUUCUAUGACACAGACAACACCAAGAAUUGGCUGGACCCGUCAAAGGAGAUCAAGAAGCAAAUCCGAAUUGGCUCAUGGCAUUUCGGCUUUGCUGUUAAGUUUUAUCCCCCUGACCCAUCUCAACUCACUGAAGACAUCACCAGGUACUACCUGUGUCUGCAGCUGAGAGACGACAUGCUGUCCUGGCGUCUGCCCUGCUCCUUCGGGACCUACGCCCUGCUAGGUUCUUACACGGUGCAGGCGGAGCUGGGCGACUAUGAGCCAGAGGAACACGGGCCCGACUACAUCAGUGACUUCCGUUUCGCCCCCAACCAGACGAGGGAGCUAGAGGAGAGGGUGAUGGAGCUUCACCGCAACUACAGGGGAAUGAGUCCAGCGGAGGCAGAGGUGAACUUUCUAGAAAAUGCCAAGAAGCUUUCCAUGUAUGGUGUAGACCUGCAUCACGCCAAGGAUUCGGAGGGCAUUGACAUCAUGCUUGGCGUCAGCGCCAACGGACUACUAAUCUACCGUGACCGUCUGAGGAUCAACCGCUUCGCCUGGCCGAAGAUCCUCAAAAUCUCCUACAAGAGGAGCAACUUCUACAUCAAAAUACGCCCCGGGGAGUAUGAACAGUUUGAGAGCACCAUCGGCUUCAAGCUGCCCAACCACCGGGCUUCCAAACGCCUGUGGAAGGUCUGCAUUGAACACCACACCUUCUUCAGGUUAGUGUCUCCAGAACCCCCUCCCAAGGGCUUCCUGGUGAUUGGCUCCAAAUUCCGCUACAGUGGGCGGACACAAGCCCAGUCGCGUCAGGCCAGUGUGCUGAUCGACCGGCCAGCUCCGCAGUUUGACCGUUCGGUUAGCAAGAGGUACCUGCUGCCCCGCAGUGUGGACGGAGCCUCAGCCCUGGGAGACAGCAUGGACCAGCUGUCCCAGCGCAGCUCCAGUGAUCACACCCAAUUCCUGUCCAGGGAAGACCUGGAACAAGAGGGUAGUCUGGACCUAGACCAGGAUCAGGAUUACCAGGAACAAGACCAGGAGUAUCAGGAUCAGGAUGAGGAGACUGAUGGUGUUGCCACGUCCACCAAGACCAUGGAGCUGAAGGGUGAGGAGGCAGGCUCGCCAGUAGACUCAAAGCCUGAGUCGGACCAGGAUCUGGCCACCCCACGCCCCCAACAGGAGCAGCAGUUCCUGGACAAGCCCGAGGAUGUCCUGCAGAAGCACCAGGCCAGCAUCAACGAACUAAAGAGAGCUCUCAGGGAGCCCAACAGCAAGCUGUCACAGAGGGAGAAACGCCUGUCCUCAGCCACGCCCCCCGGAGGCACCCCAGAGAGGAAACAAGACACCCCUCCUACACCUGCCAUUCAUGAGGAGCCUUUUGACGAAGCCAUGAGGGAGCCAUGGGAGCGGCGGUUGGGCUCAGUGUCAGAGGACGACCAAGACCACGAGACCCUGUACCUGAAGGAAACCCACCUGGGCAUCGAGCGCAAGUGCUCCAGCAUCACGGUCAGCUCUACGUCCAGCUUGGAGGCCGAGGUAGACUUCACUGUCCUCAUGGACCUCCAUACGGGCAUGGAGGAGUUCUCCAGGGGCAUGAUGGAGCUGGGCGAGAGGCCCCUGUCACCCGACGUGGGCCUCAGCCUGAGCAUCGACCUGAUGCAGGGAACCCCGCCACCUCUCGUCUCGGCUCCUCUCACCGGGGCUAGCAGCAGCCCUCCUGCCAAGCAGCUGCACACCGAAGAGGUCCGACACCACGAGCCUGUUGUGCCCAGAAAACCAAAGAGGUCAGUGCCCAUCGACAGAGACCAGUCACAGAAAGAAACCACUUACUCAUCCCCCAUGACGGCGCUGAGCAGAGAGGCUAGUGACGUCGUCGCUUCCCAUGCACUGAGGAAGACUGAGGUCAAAGUCGACAGAGACCAGUCACAGAAAGAGACCACUUACGUGUCCGCCAUGACAGCGCUGAGCAGAGAGGCUAGUGAUGUCGUCGCAUCCCAUGCACUGAGGAAGACUGAGGUCAAGGUCGACAGAGACCAGACAGUGAGAGAGACCACUUACGUGUCCCCCAUGACAGCUCUGAGCAGAGAGGCUAGUUGCAUUGUCGCCAGCCAUGCACUGAGGAAGACCGAUGUCAAGGUCGAGACACAGUCCAAUGGGUCAGAGGUCACCACAACCAUCGUGGAGUUCACAGAUCAGGAUCAUGGUGUGACUGUAAGCAGUAUAGGCGAUACUUCUUAUUCAACAACAGAAGGUGUUUCCCCUGUGCACAUGUGUACUUUGGGAAGAGAGGCCUCUGGAUCUCCAAUACUUGUUACUGAGAAUGUUACCUCUGCAACCACACAUGUCACCAAGACGGUGAAAGGGGGCUAUUCAGAGACCAGAAUUGAGAAGAGGAUCAUAAUCACAGGAGAUGAUGAUGUUGACCAGGAGCAGGCCCUCGCUAUUGCGAUACAGGAAGCCAAGCAACAGCAUCCAGACAUGUUGGUCACCAAGGCAGUAGUUGUCAAGGAAACAGAAUCAUCCACUGAGGAUCCACAUGGGACAUCUUAGUCCUGAUUCCUGGGACAUGAGCGCCCCCCUCAGGAGCAGACCUGUUGGUGCCUGAGCUACCUGAGACCACCACUCUACUGUACCACCCUGACCACUGCUAGUGUGGCUCCGACACACACACACACACACACACACGUUCUAAUCCCUCACCCUUACUACUCCUGCCCACCGGGCCAACCCAUAUCCUUCCCUGCUGUCUACCAUAGUAACAGGACUCUUUAUUGAUGAACCUUUGCUCUGGCGGUGAGAUGGUGAAAUAUAGCCUCUUAGAAUCCGAGAGUGAAAUACUUACAUACUCGUCUCUAACAUGUAGGCUCAGCAUUCCCAAACAGUCACAUUACAAGUCAGAAUGUCGAACAAACUUCAUUUCAACGUACUUUACCUGUUGUCCACCGAUUUUGGCCCUAUGUCGGAGCCGGAUAAAGAAUAUACAUAGGGGAGCGUUAUCAACCCGACCUUCAGGACACUGGUCUGUAUAUCGUUUGUAUUUCCGGUUUGUAUUUUCAAUACUGACUCAAUUUGCACGAGACAAACACUUGCACAAUAUGUCCGAACCUAACCACAGACCGAACGGCAAACACUUCCAGCUGAUUGCGAGGAAACAUGCUUCGGUUGACAACGUUUGGUUACAUUCAGCUAUUGUUUACAUAUUGUGCAUCACGUGAAUUGCAUCACAUGAUUGAAAAUACUCACUGGAAUUACAAGCCGACAGAGCCAUAUACCUACCGGCACCCCAGAAAGUUGGGCUAAUAAUACUUUCCUGUGGCCAUUUUAUCUCCACUUCCUACCGCCAAAAAGACAACCGGUAAAGUACAUUGAAAUAUAAUUUUAUUCAACAUUCUGACUGUUGCGUCUUUUUACAGCAACUUCUUUCAGACUGAUAGCCAUGGAGUAACCAUGGUAACAGUCUGAUGUUUAGACAAGGUGAAAUACAGACUUGGAUGGCUACAUUUUACAUUUUAGUCAUUUAGCAGACGCUCUUAUCCAGAGCGACUUACAGUUAGUGAGUGCAUACAUUUUCAUACUGGCUAGAUAUGGAAUUGUCAUAAAUGAUGGCAGUCUCGGUACUACGAAAUAACAGGUUGAACGACAAAAUAGUGCUAGAAUUCCUUGUUUCACUGCUGGAAAGUUUCAGUCUACACCUAGUACACCUGUCUACACUGGUCUCAACACUCAAGCCAAACAACUGGGUUUUGACUAGAUAAAGUACAGCUUAUGUAAAAAUUGACUUUUUGUAGCAGGUUAGGAUAAUUAAUGUAGCAGGUUAGGAGAAUUAGACUAAGGUUAGGUGAAGGGUUAGGGUUAGCUAAAUUGCACACACAAAAACUCGUCCCCAGGCUCGAAUUGCCGGAACAUAGAGCCUGGUAAAAUUGUGGGACUGUGAAGGGGUGUAGAUUUCCUGAGUGACAUGAUAAUCAAUUCAAAAUCCUGAGUGAAUCACACGACAAUGAGACGUUCCAAAUUGGGGCGGAAAAGUGUUUGUUAUGGUGCACCACGGAAAUAACUCCCUGGACCCAAGGUAGUAGGAACAUAUCGCCAUUCAUGCUAAUAGCUAGCCAUACCUUUGUUACACAAGAACAUAAAAACAAUACUGGCCCCCGGAUGCAGCACACUUAGGGGGAGGUUCUAAGGGUUGCACUAGAUAGUGAUGGACUGAGAGAUCAGCCAAUUAAAACCAGUGGUUGUUUUUCCGCUCCUGCCAUAGGCUUCCAGUCAAGUCCCAUUCUGAGGUGGUCGGAAACCAGACGGUUCGACAGAGAGAGAGCCAGCUGGUGCACAAGAUUAAUUUGAUUUAAGCUGUAUCCUAUCUAGACCACCAAACUGUUCUCAGCUUGCCUCUGCAUAGUAUCCUCUAAGGAAAUGAAUGGGAAGGUUUUUGCCUGAAUGUCAAGUGGAUCCAAAUCUUAGGAGCUGUUGUCUCUUUGCUGUGCUCAUCCCAUCAUAUCACUGUAGAGUCUCACGGCCGCCACAACCCACACCAAUGCCACACUUGAAGUACGGGACAUUUUUAUUACAGGGUUACUUAGUAUAAAAUAAUCUGGCAGACUAUAGGACUACAAUGUGGUCCGAAGUCCUACUAAGUAACUUCCACCCAGCAUUCUAGACCUCAGAUCCAACUCUAAUGCCUACUGAGGCCUAGAUUCAAUCUGGACCACGGAAGAUCGAUGCUAAAGCAUAAUUUUAAUUUAAAGGCAAUGUUCCCGCAUUCGCUGAGACUGCAUUCACAGUAAACGCUGCAAACAGUAUGUCGGCUCAAUUGUAAAUUACCUUUACAUUUUAAUUGCGCAAUAACGCGGAUCUUCCGCGGUCCAGAUUAAAUCUAGAGUGUGCUUAUAUACCUAUGUAGUUUGUAAAGAGAAAAAAACAUAUAUGUAUCCAUUAGAUGUAGGUCCAGUACUGUUGACGUGCAUGCAGUAAAGCAGGUUUUCGUGAACAGGAAAACCUUCCCUUAGAUUUUUUAUACUUGCUAAACCAGCAAAGUCCAUAACUGUGCUUUGGCCCAUUUCUGUAACAGUGAGAAUGGUUAUGAGAAUGCCAGAGGAUACACAGAUUGCAGGAGAUGUGAGAACAGUAGGCUACUAUGCACCAGCGAGGUCAGUAAAUCGCGGCGUUGGUUUGGUGGCACUAACUCAACGAUGCCAAAUGUUCCAGAGUAGAGAAAGGGGCAACACAGCUAACACAGAAAGGUCAAAGUUGAACUUUUCUUCCUGCAAUGGCGCAUCCUCACAAUCACACAACAGAGGAGAAGAGCUGUUGAAACUCUCUCGGAUAAGUGGGCUUUGUCAAGAUAUCUUGCUUUUUCUUUUACCCACAAUUGGGCCAUUUGGCUGACAUCUUGGCAGACCCUACCUUGAACCCUUGUGUUUUAAGAACACAAUUGACGUUCCUGUAUUAUGAUGAUGGUUUACUUGUUAUUGAAGUUGAACUGUGCAGACAUUUGGAUGUAUAUGAAUGGAGUGGUUAUUAACCUCUGAUCUAUAGAAUGUGCCUGUUGGUUAUUUAUUAAAAUGGUGAAAGUAUAAAUUCUGAGCAUGUUGCUGUUCUAAAAUGAUCCAAGGUCAGGUCCCCUUCCAAACUUUAGAGAUACAGUCACUUUCUGCUGUUAUAGUGUGGCCAUUUGUCUAGGAAAUAUUAAUAGAUACACAUUAGAACCUUGUUAAAUUUGCCAAAUGGGCUACCUUUUAAAUGAAACUAGUAUUUUAGAUAAUGUUUGCAUGAUAAAGACAUUCAUUAUGAAAUUAAAUUAAACCACUAGAAUACCUACUGUAUAGAUACAAAGUUAUAGUAUUAUACAAAGUAGAAGAGACCUUAACGCAGUAUGAAAUAUCACAGUAGCUAGCUACAUCAGUAAAUGUCCAACAUAGGCUAUGGCCAUGAUUCAAUCCGAGGCACGUUGUAGAGCCCUGUCGACAAUGUGCCCAUUAAAGCUAGAAUUCUUAAUGGUGAAACUGCAACGUCUGUUUGCGAUAUUACAACAACAAAGAAGUUACUUGAAACAAUGAACACAGUUGUUUUCCCUUUGACAUCAUUGCAUGCGCGAUAGAACAGCAGCAUAUGUACUGCUUUUUUUUUUUUCUUGAUGCACGACGCUCCCCCAGUGCUCCCCACCUCUGCUUCGUCGACAAAACUAAAACAAUAACAACAGCCGUGGGGCAGACAGUGGCGCUGUUUCCCCCUAUUGCGGAUUCCACCUUUAAAGGCAAUGUUCCCGCGGAGAUCGCAUUGAUUGUAGCAGCUGUUGGAUGUCUGCUCAAUUGGAAAUUAUCUUUAAAUGUAAUGCGUUCCACAAUGUGCUUCGGCUUGAAUCCCGGCCUAGAUGUCAGUGAAAUGCAAAAGUCUGCAUUAUGUCUAUUCUAACUGUAGACUCCAUCUACAGGAAAUUAAACUCUGUAACAGGAAAAAGGAAAUGAAAGGUAUUAGUAUACAGUGUUUUCAAUACAGAAUGGGGGAAAAAAGACAAUAACAUAACAAAUUCAGUCAUGAUAAGAGGGUUUGCCGAUCCCGAGGUCCCACAACAUGUACACAUUGGGUUGACUCCAUUAAAUAAUAGGAGUGCUGUAAAGCGCUAUCACUGCACUUGAAGGGGCAUACAUAAGGCUCUCCAUCCAACUACAUACACAUUUAACAACAACUAUCAUGACAUUAGCAAUUGCUAAUGAUUUUUAUCCUGGUGGCGUUUAUGCCAUUUAUCAGGGAUGACUUACUGUAUGUUAUAUGGAUUGAAGUUUUUUAUGGACAUUUACCAGGCCUCUUGCAGUGAUUAUAUGGCAUUAUAAAUAUAAGUCCUUAUUUAUCCUCCUUCAAGCAAAGUGUUCCAGUGAUACCUGGAAUCUCAAUCCCUCAUCUGCUUUUGGUGUGUUUUGGUCUGGUUAUAUUUUGUGUUUGAGGGAUACCAUGGGCUAUGUUUACUACUGUAUGAAAAGUGUGCUGUGAUAAUGUUUGGUAGUAGUGAGACUUUUGUAUUUGUAUGAAGGAACUACUUCCAACAGUUUUGUAAUCAAGGAUAUACUUUAGAUUAACUAUGUGCCAGAAAGCCAACAAAAUUAUGUCACAAACAUGAUAUGGUAAGACUAAUGUAUAUGUCCUGUCAUAGUAUUACUUGUCAGGUACUCUCUUACAACACUGGUCAUUUCUGACUGAGUCUAAGCUAUACAGACGGAGUUAAUGCAUUUAGAGGAAAAAGCAAAGGUUGAACUGAAUGUGCAAUGUCAGGUUUAUGACAAGUUAAAGUUGGCUUUGGGACACAUAACUCAACUGUUACCAGGUGUGUGGUGUGUAACUGUUGAAUCGCAUUGGACAGCCGAGCUCCGUUUUUGCAUUUAUGUUUGAUAUCUUUUACAAAUGACAGUGGCAAAAUCAAUGUGGGGGUUAGGAGUGGCGAAACCAAUGUCAACAGCCAUGCAUUCCUUUGUACAGUAUACUGAGGAUUAAAUUGGUUUCAGAUAAGUGGCAAUGUUACUACUGUACACUAGAGAGUUUCAAUGAGCUCUAGAUAGUUUGCGGUGCAGUCUGAAUUGGGUGCAUCUAGCAUCAGUUUACCCUACCCAAGUCUUAACCUUAAUCAUGACCUUAGAUCAGUGUCUAAGGGCAACUUCAUCCUACAUCCUACAUGUUGAAGUACCCUGGCAACUUGGACAAGUAAUCAAACCGGCCAUGAUUAAUCAGAGGCGUUGGCGAGACCAUCGCCCUGUGCCGAACCCUGAUUGGAUGACCUCUGGCUGACCUUGGAACCCUCCCAGACCCCUGUAUAGUCCCCCUCUUCUCAGUUCACAUCAUGUUUGCUCUGUGCUGCUCCCCAUUGCUUGGUGCUGUGUCUUUGCUGUACAGUGAACUUGCAUUCCAUACAUUAAUAAACGAAUUGAAAAGAGCAA
This is a messenger RNA of Coregonus clupeaformis (lake whitefish), 8236 nucleotides long. RefSeq names its product protein 4.1. Bases 15 to 2864 code for a protein of 949 amino acids. Gene Ontology annotation, cellular component: plasma membrane; cytoskeleton. Gene Ontology annotation, biological process: cortical actin cytoskeleton organization. Gene Ontology annotation, molecular function: actin binding; structural molecule activity. The transcript has 22 exons. Lineage: Eukaryota; Metazoa; Chordata; Actinopteri; Salmoniformes; Salmonidae. The record is from RefSeq and is a predicted model, not a curated record.